Molecule: messenger RNA, 541 nt
Organism: Laetiporus sulphureus 93-53
Lineage: Eukaryota; Fungi; Basidiomycota; Agaricomycetes; Polyporales; Laetiporaceae
Exons: 2
Coding region: 1-489 (162 amino acids)
Source: RefSeq, a predicted model, not a curated record
AUGCUGGCUGCUGCUCGCCACGGUUUAGCGAACGAAUACCCUGAUGACGACAGUACGAAGGAAGUUGUCCUACAGGCUGACGGAUUACAACAUGCGGGCACUGGCGACCGACACGUUCUCAUGCGUUGGUUAAAUAAGAUGGACGGCGAUGGCGCUCACAUCACUCAGAUUGUCCAACUCACUGGCGGACCUGGCAACUACAACUUCUUCACACCUGUCGUGAAGAAGCAGUCCGAGAACUCUCGCAACAGUAACACAUUUUACUCUCUUGGACAGUACACCAGGGUGCAGCGUGACCAGAUUAUCACGCUCGCGAAGGCGGUCCAAUAUGACAAGAGAUCGCGUGUUAACAGCUGUCGGACCUGGACGCGUGAUCUUCUCGAGGCUAUGGUCAAAGCCGGUCUGCUAUCCCAGACCAAGUUCGAGGAGAUCGACACCGGGGUUCCGCUCAGGAAGCGUGUUCCUGAGCUCCUUGAGGACGCUGCUUGAGCUUGGCAACACUUCUCCGCACACAAGGCACAGGGAUUGCGUGUUUUGCAGU